GUGGGGAGCUUCGAUGCGCGUUCACGUCGCCCCAGGUCUGGAGAUGUCGGUGCCGUCUCCGCGCUCCGGUGUCUGGAGGAAAACCUGGAUUUAUGUUGCACUGUAGAAGAAUCAAGUAAAAAAGGACAAAAUGUUGAGUAGAUAAGUACUUGUUCCUACUGAAGCUGGGACAAUCACACAGCCUUCUUGGCCGCUCUUCUUCUGGACCAGCCUCUGACUGCAGUCUGCUGUGGGAGCUGGAGUCAUCAUGGAGACGGUGGUGAUUGUAGCCAUUGGGGUGUUGGCUACCAUCUUCCUGGCCUCCUUCAUCGCUCUGGUGGUGGUCUGCAGACACCGCUACUGCCGUCCUCGUGAUCUGCUGCACCACUUUGACUCCAAACCUACACUGGAUCUGAUUGGAUCCAUGGAGACGCAGAGUGAACCCUCAGAGCUGGAGCUGGACGACGUUGUCAUCACCAACCCUCACAUUGAGGCUAUCCUGGAGAACGAGGACUGGAUAGACGACGCAUCGGGUCUGGUCUCUCACUGUAUCUCCAUCUUAAAGAUAUGCCACACUUUGACUGAGAAGCUCGUUGCCAUGACAAUGGGUUCAGGAGCAAAGGUCAAAGCCCCAGCAAGCCUGAGUGACAUCAUCACUGUGGCAAAACGCAUAAGCCCGAGGGUAGACGACGUGGUCAGGUCCAUGUACCCUCCUCUGGACCCUAUCCUGUUGGACGCCAGGGCCACUGCUCUGCUGCUCUCUGUCAGUCACCUGGUGCUGGUCACCCGUAACGCCUGUCACAUGUCCGGCAGCAUGGACUGGAUCGACCAGUCACUUCACGCCGCCGAAGAUCACAUGGUGGUUUUGCGCGAAGCGGCAUUGGCCUCUGAGCCAGAAAGAAGCAUACAUGGAGGUGAGGCACAGAGGGAGCAGGCCAUUUAGAGACAGCAGCAGCAGCGCCUCCAACAGGGCUCUGAUUGGUCAUGGAGAAUCUCUGUUGCUAUAUUUGGUUUCCAGUUGAAACUGAACAGGCACACGUUGUUAUGGACUGUGUUGACAAAGCCUGUUUAACAAAUGCUUUCAGUCCAGGAGACUUCUCUUCAGUGAAAAGUUGCUGGAUGAUUCAAGGACUUCACUUUUUGUUUUUAAAAUAAAACAUUAUAAUUAAAAGAAAAUCCAGUCCUCUGCAAUUGGCAAAUAAAAUCUGCCACAUUUGAGCAAAUAUUUAGGAAGCAAAAGGACAAAUAACAUUAAAUACCCAUGGUUACAUCACCUUUUAUUAUUGUCACGCCCAAUAAUCCCCUGUAAAUUUUUUUUUUUCAUUCCUGUGUGCUAGAAAUGUCCAUUAUCCUUGUAUUUUUAAUGUAGACCAGGUUGUUGUUUAUUUCACUGCUUCUAAAUAGAUAUUUUUUAACCUCAUGAAGCUUGGCACAUACCGCUGUGUGGUGAACUCUGACCUAUUGUUGCAGAGUGUCACCUGAAUGACCUUUUAAUUUUACUUCAGUGUAAAUCAGGUUCUCACAAGGUGCCCAUCACAUAGUAUGGGAUUUUCUGUUUGUUUUUUUCAAUUCACUAUCAGUCCUUUGUUGUGUUAUGUAAGAGUUCAACUGCAUUAUCAAGUUAAACCAUUUAGUUCGUAUUGUAUUUUACUGAAGUGUAUUUACUUGCCUGGUCAUGAUGUUUGUAUUGUGAGUGAACGUGUGAGUCAGCGUUUCUUUGUGUCACCAUAAAAAUAUGGAUGUCGGUUGUAUUAAAGUGAAAAGGGCUUUUGGAUAUUUCACCAUCAGCCAGCAGUGACUUAAGUCCAAUCUCUCCUUCACUGCACAGUCACAUGUUAGAGGCUUAUUCAGCUAAUCCAUUCUGAGCAUAAAAAAAACAGCCAGUAUGACCAGGGAGCUCCAGCUCUGAGCACCAGAGGAGAUUCAGCCUAAUUGUUGGACAGUGUGGGGUCAGAAGGUCGGUCCCUUAACAUCAUCCCUCACGACUGCAGAAGUUGAUUAUCAGUCAACACAAAAACUGAACAGCACAGUAGAUAUGAUGUGAGUGGAGUUAUAAUUAGAAACAUAUUACAUUUUUAUUUUGCCUGUCGUGUAUUCGCUCGGAUGUGUUUAUGUGUUUACUUCAUCUUUAUUCCACUGUUCAUCACUGAUAUCCUUCACCGUCGACGCUUCCCUAUUUUUACUCUUGGAAUUGAUUUGUACAGAGACGAAAACAUCUUAUAGGAAAAUGUGUUGGGAUAAAAUUCAUGUCUGAUAAAAAGUGCACACACUAUACUGAUCUGACAGAAAUAAAUGUCAACAUUUGCUUCUU
Messenger RNA from Cynoglossus semilaevis (tongue sole), 2290 nucleotides. RefSeq names its product transmembrane protein 98 (gene tmem98). The coding region runs from base 248 to 922 and encodes 224 amino acids. Lineage: Eukaryota; Metazoa; Chordata; Actinopteri; Pleuronectiformes; Cynoglossidae. The transcript has 7 exons. Gene Ontology annotation, cellular component: endoplasmic reticulum. The record is from RefSeq and is a predicted model, not a curated record.